This is a messenger RNA of Gossypium arboreum, 1650 nucleotides long. Its product is annotated as putative glucose-6-phosphate 1-epimerase. The coding region runs from base 497 to 1393 and encodes 298 amino acids. Gene Ontology annotation, biological process: carbohydrate metabolic process. The transcript has 7 exons. NCBI's taxonomy places the organism in Eukaryota, Viridiplantae, Streptophyta, Magnoliopsida, Malvales, Malvaceae. The record is from RefSeq and is a predicted model, not a curated record. Gene Ontology annotation, molecular function: isomerase activity; carbohydrate binding.
GUCAGUCGCCUUCCUAAGCAUUAUCCCAUAUGAGGAUUAUCUAAUUAUCUCUGACCCUUCAAUCGUUCUGUUACUUCAACGAAAAGGUCAGACUCUCAUUUGCAGACAAUUUUUUCCUCAACUCAUUAAAACCGUUUCUGCCAUAAACGUUCUCGUUCGAUAAACAGGCGCUUCAACAUUUAUUUGGUUUCCAUUUUGGAACUACUUUGCCGGUUGGUUCUUUGAAGUUUAAGACAGCUUGGUCAUCCGGAACUCUAUUUCUAGACUAGGAUUUUUAUCUUGUUGGCAGCUUUAGUGGCCAAGAGAAAUAAAGAUAGUUGAAUUGGUAGCUGGGGUUUCUGUUUCACAUCACGUGAAAAUUUGGUUUGUCACAACAAGUGUAACUGCUUCACUAAUUGUUAUAAUUCAGCCUUUUAUUUACCUCAAGAAAACAGAGAGAGAGAGAGACCGAGAUCUAUGUAUCUGCUUCUGUGAUGUCCUUGCUGCGUUUGUCACCAUGAAUCAAUCGGGGCCAGCAGUUGAAGUCACCAAAGAUAGAAAUGGAAUCCUUCAGGUUGUGCUUAGGAAUCCUCGAGGGGCAUCAGCAAGGGUCAGCUUGUACGGAGGACAGGUCCUUUCAUGGCGGACUGACCGAGGAGAAGAGUUGCUAUUCGCAAGUACGAAGGCAAUCUUCAAGCCACCAUACGCAGUGCGAGGAGGAAUACCUAUAUGCUUUCCACAGUUUGGUCAGCGAGGAUCGCUGGAGCAACAUGGGUUUGCCAGGAACAGGAUUUGGAUCAUUGAUGACAAUCCACCACCAUUGCAUCCAAAUGAUCCAAGUGACAAGGCCUAUACUGACUUGCUGUUGAAGCCAUCAGAAGACGAUUUGAAGAUUUGGCCAAACAGUUUCGAGUUUCGUCUUCGGGUAUCUUUGACAGCAGAUGGGAAUCUAAGCUUGAUGUCACGCAUCAGGAAUAUCAAUUACAAGCCUUUUAGUUUCUCAAUUGCUUAUCUCACAUAUUUCUCCAUCUCUGAUAUCAGUGAAGUUAGGGUAGAGGGAUUGGAAACUCUUGACUAUCUUGACAACCUAUGCCAAAGGGAACGGUUCACAGAACAAGGAGAUGCCUUGACAUUCGAAUCUGAGGUGGACAGAAUUUAUCUUGGCUCUAGAGAUACCAUUGCCAUCUUCGAUCAUGAAAGAAAACGGACCUUUCUAAUACAGAAACAAGGCCUUCCAGAUGUUGGGGUUUGGAAUCCAUGGGAAAAGAAAUCGAAAACCAUGGUUGAUUUUGGGGAUGAAGAAUAUAAGGAGAUGCUUUGUGUCAAUGGAGCAGCAGUUGAAAAACCAAUCACCUUGAAACCAGGUGAGGAAUGGACAGGCCGCUUGGAGCUCUUGGUUGUCCCUUCAAGUUGAACCACUGCUCAUCAUGUUUUAAUCCCAUAUCAUGCCUCAGCUUCUAAAGAAAUGACAGCAAAUAAUACAAAUAAAGUCCCCCACGGCACAUCUUUACACGUAUCUGUCAAUUGAAUUCCUCUUCAAUUAUUUAUACUGCAAAUAAUAAUCACUGUACCCCAAGUAUUGGGUCAUGAAAAUCUCAAAUCCUGCAAAUGGAGAUAUGUUCUAGUGUUUCUCCGUAAUAAAAAUCAAUUGCAAGCUAAGCUAUUCCAAUA